AUGCAUAACCAAUCAAGAAACACCAAACAAACUAGGGAAAGGGAAUUAAAGGAGAUUGAUACGGUGGAAACAACAAAACCAUCGAUUUUCUUGCAAAACAGGGAUGAAGUAGGUCAGGUGAUGGAUGAUGCGGGAGGAAAUUUGGGAUCUUUAUUACAUGAGCUAAGCAGCCAGCAGGAAUAUUUGAAGCUGAAAGCACGCUAUGAAGCACUACAGAGAACCCAAAGGAAUCUUCUGGGAGAGGAUCUCGGUCCUCUAAACAGCAAGGAGCUUGAGUCACUUGAAAGGCAGCUGGAUAUGUCACUGAAGCAAAUCAGAUCAAUCCGGACUCAACACAUGCUGGAUCAAUUCACUGAUCUACAACAUAAGGAACACCUGCUUGGUGAAGCAAAUAAGAACUUGAAACAAAGGUUGGUAGAAGGAUACCAUGUACAUUCACUCCAACUGAAUCCAAGUGCAGAAGAUGUGGCCUAUGGAAGACAACAAGCUCAACCUCAGGGAGAUGGCUUCUUUCACCCCCUGGACUGUGAACCCACCCUUCAAAUUGGAUAUCCAACAGAUCCAAUAACAACUGCUGGACCAAGUGUGAAUAAUUACAUAUGCUGGUUUUUAACAAACUUUCCACUUUCCACCUUCUGUGUUCUAAUGGAAACUGUUGUGAAGUGGUGGUUUAGAGUGUUGGAAUAUGUACUGGAAGAGUGA
This is a messenger RNA of Tripterygium wilfordii, 702 nucleotides long. Its product is annotated as agamous-like MADS-box protein MADS4. Bases 1 to 702 code for a protein of 233 amino acids. The record is from RefSeq and is a predicted model, not a curated record. Lineage: Eukaryota; Viridiplantae; Streptophyta; Magnoliopsida; Celastrales; Celastraceae. Gene Ontology annotation, molecular function: DNA-binding transcription factor activity. Gene Ontology annotation, biological process: regulation of DNA-templated transcription. Gene Ontology annotation, cellular component: nucleus. The transcript has 9 exons.